ACUUUCCCUCAGCUCACCCCUCCCCCUCCCGCAGGGCGUACCCCCCGUACCCCCCAUACCGGCAAACAUAAGCCCGACAACGUCCAUCUCCUUCCGUCGACCAGCAUCCCAAUCAUCGUCACUCGUCUCCCCGCGCUCUCCGAGUCCGGCACCGAGUUUCUUGGGAACGGGCAGUGGCCGGAGUAGGGCCAGCGCGAGCGGGAGUGGGAGUGGGGGGUCGCAUGGACAGAGCUCGGCGGGGAGUACGAGGAGUAGGUUGGACGCCGCCCCAGGAGCGGGCGCGGGCGCGGGGCCGGUCAGGGCUCCCGUGGGGAGAGGGAUGGGAAGGGCGAGCCAGACACAGCCUAGUAGGAGGAUGGACGCGCCUGGGGUUGGAGCAGCUCGAGUUGGGGCUGGGGCGGGUGUGGGAGGGGGAGGGGGAGGGGCGAAGAGGACUCCGCCGAGGCAGAGGGGGAAGCUGGCGGGGUUGUUCCCCGGUUUGGGUGCGAACGGGAACGCGGCGACCGCGACUGGGAGUGCUGUUGCUCCUGGGGCUCCUACGGCUGGGAGAGGCGUCUCCCCCGCUCCUACAGCCCAAGCCCAAGCCCAAGUACAGGCAAAAGACAUCCACAGUCAGCAAGGUCCCGUCGCGCGGCUGCUCAAGCGCCCGAGGGGUAUCGAACGACGAGGCAGGAUCUGGGGCACGGGGAGGGAGUUGGAUGGGAUUGAGGAUUUGCCUGUGGGGAAGGAGGAUGCGCCCACGAAUUCGAGCGGUGCAGGUGUAAGUGCAGGUGCUGCUGGUGCGAACGGUGCGCCUGGGCCUAGCUCCUGGGGCACUGUCAGGCGAGGGAUGCGAGAGCCUAGUCCGGGGCCUACAGCCCCUGCGCCUGGUCCUGGUGCUAAGGUCAGAUCGGGGCUGUACGCCCUCCGUCAGGGGCAGAAGGCCUCUCAGCCUAAGCCUCCCCAGCCGCAGGCUCAACCGCCAGCGCCAGCGUCGUCGCAAUCGCAGUCGCAGCCGUUCGCCGCUCUCGGGAACGGGAGUGUCAGAAGUAUAACAAGCGUGGGGAGUGUGGGGAAGGAGCCUACGCCCAGGAGUCGGGCUGCUCCUCGAGUGGGGGAGAAGGAAAAUGUCCGCGAGAGGAAGGGGAGGAAGGGGCCUACGUUGAUUCGUGAUCUCGGGAGUUUAGGUUUGCCCAGAACACAAAACGGGAUGAAGUGGAACCCGACUAAACAGCGCUGGGACGGCCAGGAACACUUGCUUAACGUCUUCGACCCUCCUCCUUCCGCACGUCCGGCGCUCAUCACCCAUCUCACAUCUUCUAUCACUUCGCCCUUAUUCAAGACCCUAGGCCUCACCGGUGCCGGUGCCGUAGGGGCGCGUGUGGUCGGGGAGAUGAUGUUUGAUCCUGUGGAAAUGCGUUGGUUGCGCCGGGAUGGUGCGGAGGAGGAAGACGUGUUUAAGCAUGUUGAGGAGGAGAGCAGUGUUGGCAGUGAGCAUCCUGAUUCGCACGAACACGAACACGAAACCGAUGCUCCUGGGGCUGGGGGGACGAUCCGCGCUCGUCUGGGGUCGAACAUCCCUUCCCCGGGGAAGGGAACCGGCGCCCCCGUAGACCCGGACCUUAUCAACCAGUGCCGGGAGGCGGAGGCCCGGCAUCGGCUUGAGCUUGCGGGGUGGUUGGGGGGGAUGGAGAGUGUGCCUGCUAGUCCGGUGGAAGAUGACGACCAUGCAGGAAAGGGGCAUCGUUGGCUCUGGGAUAUCCGCACGCUUGCUAUGCAGACCUAGGUCCCUGCGUGCGUGGUCAGACCGUGCGGUCCAAAACUUGCACUUUGCACUUCGCAAUCAAGCACAAGCAUACGAUCGAAUUACUCACACAAAUCCCGCCUCCUGCCUCACGCCUCAUGCCCCAUGCCUCGUGGUUCGUGCCUCAAGGUCAACCCCCACAUAUGCAUAUAAAGUAUCAUCCCCCUUGUGCUGCCCUUUGUUUUUACGUGUUGUACAUCCACGGCUCCGCCACGGCCUUCUGUCACGUUUCCAACAAUUGUCACUCAUCAGUGAUCGCUCCUUCCAAACCCCAGGACCCGUCGCUCGCUGAUUGGCAAUGUUUUUCCUUUCCUCCCUCCCUCCCUCCCUCCUUCCUUCCUUACUUGCGUUUCCCUCUCCUUUC
Dacryopinax primogenitus is the source of this 2147-nucleotide messenger RNA. RefSeq lists its product as uncharacterized. Bases 356 to 1765 code for a protein of 469 amino acids. Gene Ontology annotation, cellular component: mitotic spindle pole body; SIN/MEN two-component GAP complex. The record is from RefSeq and is a predicted model, not a curated record. Gene Ontology annotation, molecular function: GTPase activator activity. The transcript is spliced from 3 exons. NCBI's taxonomy places the organism in Eukaryota, Fungi, Basidiomycota, Dacrymycetes, Dacrymycetales, Dacrymycetaceae. Gene Ontology annotation, biological process: mitotic spindle orientation checkpoint signaling; regulation of Ras protein signal transduction.